UAACGCGUGUCUCCUGAUGGUCUAGUCUAAAUUAACGACGCAAUGUGCAGGUACAGCUAAUCGACUAAUCGAUGAAUUGUAAUUAUAUUGAGCAAGUAUGUUGUUAAAGAACCAACUAGUUAAAAAAUGUAAAAAUGAAGUUACGUUGUAUGCACAUUUUGAAUGACAAGAUGACAAUCGUGUAAUACUAUGUUCACAGUACACAGUAUGUUUUAUUGUGUGUUAAUGGAAAAUUUUCAUAUACCAUGACAAGACCUGUCGUCCAGCGAGCGAUUCACCGCCGUGGCCUCUUACUUCUGCUGUCUCUAGUCAUCACAGCACACCUGGGCUACCUAACAGCCCACCUGUUCUUCACGCUAAUGAACAGCAUCGACACUCUGUCAACAAUCAGUCUACAACAGCAACGCUCGCUACAAAGCUUUGAAUUGGCUGUCCAAAGACUGAUCAACUACACAGAGAAAUACUCAUCCGGUGCUGAAGAUCUUCAGUUUCGAAGUUAUGAAAAUAAAAACUUGGAUUUAUUUCUUGCAGACGGUGGAAACAAAAUGAUAAGAAGAGACCUGAAUCAUCAUGAGGAUGUGUAUUUUUCGAAAGCUGAUUUGUUUAAAAAUAUAACAAAAACGAGCGAUGGUGAUAAAUUAUUCGAGUACAUUCAGGACGAAGAAUAUUUAGCAUCAAACAGCGACUAUUUUACGGAAAACAAAAACAUUAACAAUAAUUUCGACUUCCCGUAUUUGAUUAACGGGGAAAACAUUUGUCAAGGCCAGCCGCCAUAUUUGUUGUUAGUUAUACCUUCGGUUGUCAAGGACGUGUUACGAAGGGAGGCCAUUCGUAAAACAUGGCUCCAUGCAGCAGAAACCAACAAAUGGCCGUGGGCGAGAAUACACAAAAAAAUCAAACAUGUUUUCUUAUUCGGGCAUUUGAAGGUAUCUAAAGAGAAAGAUAUCAAGCAGAUACAAUUUGAGUCCAAUGCGUACGGGGAUGUGGUAAUGGCCGACUUUGAAGACUCGUAUAGAAAUCUUACAUUGAAAAUUUUACUCGGGUUUAGGUGGGCGGUCAAACUUUGCCAAGGUGCGCAGUUUUUAGUGAAGGUAGACAUAGACACCUUGAUCAACGUCCCACUGAUGCUUGAAUUUCUAGACCAAGUCAAGGUUUCGGUCAAAAACGAUAAGUUUUUAGUUGGCCUCAAACAUUUUAACUCCAAACCGGAAGUGGUCAGGUUCGGGAUGUGGAGUGUUAACAGAAACGAGUACCCGUUACCGUACUACCCGCAGUAUAUGUACGGACACGCCUACGCGAUGAGCAUGGCGGCGGUGAGGGUUCUGACGUCAGCGGCGUCCCGCGUGCGGUGGAUCGCCCCGGAGGACGCCUUCAUCACGGGGGUGUUGGCCAAGACGGCCGGGCUGGCCCGUCUGUGGGCGCCGUGUUUUACCGUCUGCUGCCGCGACACCUACGACUGCGAGCUAGUCUGGAACCAAAAUGUGGCCAUCACCUCCGUGACCAGCACCACUGUCUUGCUAAAGCUGUGGGCAGGCGUGACGUCACACAGGUGCAACGACAAGGUCCCCAUGUACUCACCAUUUUUGUGAUGC
This is a messenger RNA of Physella acuta, 1592 nucleotides long. RefSeq names its product lactosylceramide 1,3-N-acetyl-beta-D-glucosaminyltransferase. Gene Ontology annotation, molecular function: hexosyltransferase activity. Gene Ontology annotation, biological process: protein O-linked glycosylation. The record is from RefSeq and is a predicted model, not a curated record. Gene Ontology annotation, cellular component: Golgi membrane. NCBI's taxonomy places the organism in Eukaryota, Metazoa, Mollusca, Gastropoda, Physidae.